Messenger RNA from Thermochaetoides thermophila DSM 1495, 3474 nucleotides. Its product is annotated as DNA-directed RNA polymerase-like protein. The coding region runs from base 1 to 3474 and encodes 1157 amino acids. Gene Ontology annotation, molecular function: ribonucleoside binding; DNA binding; DNA-directed RNA polymerase activity. NCBI's taxonomy places the organism in Eukaryota, Fungi, Ascomycota, Sordariomycetes, Sordariales, Chaetomiaceae. Gene Ontology annotation, biological process: DNA-templated transcription. The transcript has 2 exons. The record is from RefSeq and is a predicted model, not a curated record. Gene Ontology annotation, cellular component: RNA polymerase III complex.
AUGGCUCCCGCACCCUUAGACGACGGCUUCGAGGCCCUGCUGGAGCCUUUCUACAAUGGCAAGAAGCUGACAGACCCUAUCUCGACAAAGGAGGACAAGUACCAGUUGCUGCCUGCCUUCCUGAAGGUCAAGGGUCUUGUCAAGCAGCACAUCGACUCGUACAAUUUCUUCGUCGAGCACGAAAUUAAGGACAUUGUCCGCGCCAACCGCUCCAUUCGCAGCGAUCAGGAGAAGGACUUCUGGCUCGAGUUUACCGAUAUCCGCGUUCUUACCCCAACUCGCAAUGAUUACUCCGAUUUCAAGGCGCGGGACGAGGUCACUCCCAUGGAGUGCCGUCUACGCGACAUGACUUAUGCCGCUCCUGUCGUCGUCGACAUCGUCUACUCGCGCGACCGCAAGCGCAUCGUCCGCAAGGACAUCCCGCUCUGCCGCAUCCCCGUCAUGCUCAAGAGCUCCAAGUGCGUGCUCAGCAAGGCCACCAAUGCCCAGAUGGAAAUUAUGAACGAGUGUCCCCUCGACCCUGGUGGUUACUUUAUCAUCAAUGGCACGGAGAAGGUCAUCCUGAUUCAGGAGCAGCUCAGCAAGAACCGUGUCAUCGUCGAGGCAGAUGAAAAGACCGGUGGUGUGCAGGCCUCCGUAACCAGUUCGACUCACGAACGCAAGUCGAAGACCUAUGUCAUUCUCAAGAAGGACCGCAUCGUUCUUAACCACAACGUCCUCGUCGAGCCCAUCCCAAUUGUCAUCGUUCUCAAGGCCCUCGGUGGCCUCUCUGACUACCAAAUCCUUGAGCUUGUGGCUGGCGGUGAUGCUCUGUACCAGGAUGACUUCCUUGUCAACUUUGACGAAGCUACCCGCGCCGGCGUGUUUACGCAACAGCAGGCUCUGGAGUACAUCGGUCUAAGGGUCAAGAUGGGUGGUUCAAAGAAGGGUCGAUCGCCCAAUGCACCGCGUCGAAGCCCGGUUGAGGAAGGUCUUGAUGCACUUACGAAUCUCAUUAUUGCCCACAUUACUAUCGAGGACCUCGACUUCUACCCGAAGGCCAUCUACAUCGCUAUGAUGGUCCGUCGCGUCCUCAUGGCCGCCCAUAAUCCUAAGCUGAUCGAUGAUCGUGAUUUCGUUGGCAACAAGCGAUUCGAGUUGGCCGGUCAGCUGCUCUCGCUGCUAUUCGAAGAUCAGUUCAAGAUGUUUAUUGCCAGCUUGAAGGGAAACAUGGAGUAUUUCUUCAAGAAGCCCAACCGGACGUCGGCCUAUGAUCCUGUCGGUCCCAUCAGCAGUCAAGGUCAAUACAUUACCCAGGGUCUGAAUCGCGCCAUCCAGAGCGGUAACUGGACAGUCAGACGUUUCAACAUGAACCGUGCGGGUGUCACUCACGUCCUGAGUCGACUCAGUUACAUCUCGGCGCUCGGUAUGAUGACCCGUAUCAGCAGCCAGUUCGAGAAGACCAGGAAAGUCAGUGGUCCCCGUGCGCUUCACCCAUCGCAGUGGGGUAUGCUCUGCACAUCUGAUACCCCCGAAGGUGAAGCUUGCGGUCUGGUCAAGAACUUGGCCCUCAUGACACACAUCACCACAAACGCUGAUGAGGAGCCCGUGAAGGAUUGCAUCUUCGAUCUGGUCCCUGGAGUUGAGCCCAUCCGUGUCUUCACCGGUAGCGAAAUGCACCGCCCGGGCUCCUAUAUCAUCCAUCUAAACGGUACGCCAUUUGCGCUGACCCGACAUCCUAAGCAAUUCGCCGCGCGGUUUAGAACGUUGCGCCGUCGUGGUCACAUCUCGCCGUUUGUCAGUAUCCAUACCAACGAGCACUUCUCGGCUAUCCACAUUGCCACAGAUGAAGGUCGCAUCUGCAGGCCGUAUAUUAUUGUCAAGGAUGGCAAGUCGAGGUUGAAACCAGAGCAUUUGAGGCUUCUUCAACUGGGUAAGGCCAGUUUUGAUGACUUCUUGAGGCUCGGAGUGGUCGAAUACCUCGAUGUCAACGAGGAGAACGACGCACUGAUUGCCAUGAACGAGGAUGAGAUCACACGCGCGACAACCCACAUGGAGAUUGAGCCGUUUACAAUUCUGGGUGCCGUCGCCGGCCUGAUUCCGUUCCCCCACCACAAUCAGUCUCCCCGUAACACCUACCAAUGCGCCAUGGGUAAACAAGCCAUUGGUGCAAUUGCUUACAAUCAGUUUAACCGUAUUGAUACCCUUCUCUACACGCUGGUGUACCCCCAGCGACCCAUGGUCAUUACCAAGACCAUUCAGCUCAUUCAUUACGACAAGCUGCCGGCCGGCCAGAACGCAACGGUCGUGGUUAUGUCAUACUCGGGUUAUGAUAUCGAAGACGCGCUGGUGUUGAACAAGGCUUCAUGCGAUAGAGGCUUCGGACGCUGCCAAGUGUUCCGCAAGUACACGGCCGAGCUGCAGCAGUAUGCCAACGGCCGGAAAGAUCGCCUGGGCGGACCGCAGAAGGAUGAGGAGGGCCGCACGAUCGCCAAGCACGCUUGCCUGGACCGCGACGGUCUUGCCAUUGUCGGUUACCAGAUCCGCUCCGGCGAGACCAUGAUCAUGAAGGAGACUCCUGUAGACGUGACGUCAACUGGCAUCGGCGGUGACCGCGGCUCGGAUGCCUAUGUCCCUGCCCCUGUCAACUACCGCAUCAACGACCCAGCUUACAUCGACAAGGUGAUGGUGUCGAAUACGGAGAAGAACACAGCCAUUAUCAAGGUCCAAACUCGCCAGACCCGUCGCCCUGAGCUCGGCGACAAGUUCUCCUCUCGCCACGGUCAGAAGGGUGUUGUCGGCAUUAUCGUCAACCAGGAAGACAUGCCCUUCUCCGACAGCGGUAUAGUGCCCGACAUCAUCAUGAACCCUCACGGUUUUCCCUCUCGAAUGACAGUCGGCAAGCUCUUCGAAUGCUUGACCGGCAAGGCCGCCGUCGUCGCCGGCCGCCCCGACUACGGCUUCGGCGACGCCUUCCGCUCCCACCCCGUCGAGGAGAUGGGCCGCGUCCUCAUCGAGCACGGCUUCUCCUGGGAAGGCAAGGACUACUUCACGUCCGGCAUCACGGGCAACCCGCACGAGGCCUACCUCUUCAACGGUCCCAUCUACUAUCAGCGUCUGAAGCACAUGGUGCAGGACAAGAUGCACUCCCGCUCGCGCGGUCCUCGCGCCAUCCUCACGCGCCAGCCGACGGAAGGUCGUUCGCGCGACGGUGGUCUGCGUCUCGGUGAGAUGGAGCGCGAUUGUUUGAUUGCAUAUGGUGCUAGCCAGCUACUGCUGGAGCGCCUGAUGAUUAGCUCGGACGCGACGCAGGUCGAUGUGUGCGAGGCGUGUGGGUUGUUUGGCUACAAGGGCUUCUGCCAGACUUGCCAGAGCACGGCGAAUGUUACCCAGAUGACCAUGCCGUAUGCGGCGAAGCUGCUUGUGCAGGAGCUGAUCAGUAUGAAUGUUGGUGUGAGGAUGCAGUUGGAGGAUAAGUUCCCUCAUCCGAGGUAG